AAGUCUCACCCCUUAUUGCUUAGAAAGAUUUAAGAUAGCUUGCUAAAAAUGAAAGGUGUCCAUGUCUUUGUAGCAUUUCUCCUCUUGGCUUCGUCCAUCUCCUUUGCCUCUGCUUAUGACCCUAGUCCCCUGCAGGACUUCUGUGUAGCCAUCAAUGACACCAAGAAUGGUGUGUUUGUGAAUGGAAAGUUCUGUAAGGACCCAAAGCUUGUCAUCGCAGACGACUUCUUCUUGUCUGGGUUUGACAAGCCAGGAGACACAUCCAAUGCAGUUGGAUCAAAGGUCACUCCAGCAUUUGUUGACCAACUUCUAGGACUUAACACUCUUGGUGUGUCCCUAGUUCGCAUUGACUUUGCACCACAUGGUGGCCUUAACCCACCCCACACUCAUCCUCGUGGAACUGAGAUUCUAGUUGUCCAGGAAGGCACGCUAUAUGUUGGCUUCGUCUCAUCCAACCAGGAUGAUAACCGUCUCUUCACCAAAGUCUUGAACAAGGGAGACAUUUUUGUUUUCCCUAUUGGUAUGAUUCACUUCCAACUCAAUAUAGGAGAAACUCCUGCUGUUGCUUUUUCUGGUUUGAGCAGCCAAAAUCCAGGCACGAUCACAAUUGCAACUUCUGUGUUUGGAUCAAAACCACCGAUUAAUCCUGAUGUUCUUACCAAGGCCUUCAUGCUGGACAAGGAUGUGGUGAAGUACCUCCAGUCCCGUUUCUGGACGAACAAUUAGAGAAAUACUCAAAAGCCACAAGAAUUUAAUAUAACAGCCGGUCUGGAAAAUGUUUACGCUUUACCCUCUGGCAGGGUAAACAAUAUUAUCCAAAUAAAAAUAUAAUAAAAUUUAUACCUUUGCACUUGUCUGUUUUUAUAUGGUUGUUGGUUUUAGUCAUCAACUUUGAUCUUUAUGAGUGUCUAUGUUGAAUAUUUUGGAUAAAUUAUAAUAAAGUCUGUGCUUUUGC
This is a messenger RNA of Rubroshorea leprosula, 955 nucleotides long. Lineage: Eukaryota; Viridiplantae; Streptophyta; Magnoliopsida; Malvales; Dipterocarpaceae. The record is from the annotation of a GenBank genome assembly.